AUGGGAUAUUUUGAAAAGUUUAGCUUGCGAAGUGGCUACUCCAUGAUACAAAUCCCGAUUGCAGAGACGGAGCACGAGGAUACUCAAGUUUGGAAGGGGGAAUUAUCCGGUAAAUAUUCAGUAUGCAGCGCCUAUAAACUAUUACAAGAUGCUAAUCUGGGGUCUGAAACUAAGGAAUUUUACAGAAAAUUAUGGAGCCUAAAACUAUCCCCAAAAAUUGCAGUCACUAUCUGGCGAAUUUCCUGGGAUUUCAUUCCUAAUCUCGCUAAUCUUAGGUAUAGAAGAGUUGCAACAAAUGAUAGAUGUCCCCGAUGCUGUUCUUGGACAGAAAAUAGUCUCCAUAUCUUCCGAGAUUGUCCUACAACAAUAGAAGUUUGGCAGUUUAUUCAUUUAGCAUGGAUUAUGAAUAACAGAAGUCAAAAUCUGUGGGAGUGGCUAACCUGGGUAUUCAAGGGAGGAACUGAUGAUCAAAGCCGACUUUUUUGUUACGCCUUAUGGUUAAUAUGGUUCUCCAGAAAUAAGUUUGUGCAUGAAAGGGAAAAGACAACAGGAAGAAUUUUAGCACAAAAUAUACAGGGGCACAUGGCAGAAUAUGAAGGAGUAAGAGCAAUGACGAAUACCAGUACAAUGAGAAGAAAUCACAAAUUCCAGGAGGACAUACCGAGAGUCACGAUCUUCUUUGAUGCAGGGUUUGACAGCAGAAACAACAGAUCAGCAACAGGUCUGGUGGUUUGGGAUCUGAGGGGGGAAUUACUGGUACUCAAAACGAUUGUUCACAACAGUGUCUCAUCCCCAUUUGCAGCAGAAGCAUAUGCAUGUUUAGAAGGAGUGAAGUUAGGGAUAGCAUUAGAAGUUCAAUCGAUCAAGCUGAUGGGAGAUUCCAGAACAGUAAUCAAAAAAUGUCGACCGAACUUAAAUGAUAAAUCAGUAAUUGCGGCUAUCAUCAGAGACAUUCAAAAUAAGAAAUCUUGUUUUCAAGAAAUUAUCUUUCAACACAUACACAGAUCAAGGAACUCGCAAGCACACAGAUUAGCAAAGGAAGCUCUUGAAAGUGGAGAAAAUUUUUACCUGACGAGAGAAGAGUUGAAUAGCCAUCAUGUGGUUUCGGAGAGAAGAAGGCCACGGAAUCCAGAUUGA
Molecule: messenger RNA, 1137 nt
Organism: Gossypium arboreum
Lineage: Eukaryota; Viridiplantae; Streptophyta; Magnoliopsida; Malvales; Malvaceae
Exons: 1
Coding region: 1-1137 (378 amino acids)
Molecular function (GO): nucleic acid binding; RNA-DNA hybrid ribonuclease activity
Source: RefSeq, a predicted model, not a curated record